GCCCUCGCGCCGUGGACCGCAAAGUUUGUCCGCGCGAGUUCCCCAGACAGCACCCGGCUCCGCUCUGCACCCUGUUAGCGCCGCGGGACUGGGGGACGCGGAUGCACCGCUGGUCCCGCGCCCACCUCGGCACCCGGAGCCCCGCGCGCCCACGCUCCCCGAGCGCCGUCCUGCGCCGCCGUCCCCUCGCCAUGGCGCGUGGCCCCACGCGGACCGGUCGGGGGCCCCAACUGCUGCUGCCGCUGCUGCCUCUGCUGCUGCUGCUCCGGGACGGGGGCUGCAGCCACUCGUCCUGGCCCUUGCCGCCAGCGGCCGCCUAUAGCCUGCAGGAAUCGACCCCAGGGGACGCGGCCGCUGCCGUCCUGGGCCCCGGCGCCCGGGACAUGGUCGCUGUCCACAUGCUCCAGCUCUAUGAGAAGUACAGCCGGCGUGGCGUGCAGCCGGGAGGCGGCAACACGGUGCGCAGCUUCCGAGCCCGGCUGGAGGUGGUCGACCAGAAGGCUGUGUAUCUCUUCAACCUGAGCUCCAUACAAAACUCGGAGAUGAUCCUCACGGCCACCUUCCACUUCUACUCCGAGCCGCCUCGGUGGCCCCGGGCGCGCGAUGUGCUCUGUAAGCCUCGGGCCAAGAGCGCCCCGUGCCGCCUGCCACCCCCGGGCCCCGCGCGCCUGCACGUGCUCUUCCGCAGCCUGGCACAGAACGCGGCUACGCAGGGGCUGCUGCGCGGGGCCAUGGCCCUGGUGCCCCCGCCGCGCGGCCUGUGGCAGGCCAAGGACAUCUCUGCCAUCGUCAAGGCGGCGCGCCGCGAUGGUGAGCUCCUCCUGUCGGCCCAGCUCGACUCUGGGGAGAGGGACCCCUGGGUGCCCAGGCCCACCCUCCACGCUCCCUACAUCCUCGUCUAUGCCAAUGACCUGGCCAUCUCGGAGCCCAACAGCGUGGCAGUGACGCUGCAGAGAUACGAUCCCUUUCCUGCCGGGGACCCUGCGCCCCGCGCUGCCGCCACGCGAAACAGCUCCGCGGACCCCCGCGUGCGCCGGGCAGCGCAGGCCUCCGGGCCGCUGCAGGACAACGAGCUGCCCGGGCUGGAUGAGCUGCCCGCACGCAUGCCCUUGGCCCCACACUUCCACAAGCAGGAGCUGUGGCCCGGGCCGUUCCGCGCACUGAAGCCCCGACCAGCGCGCAAGGAGCGCAAGCGAAAGGGCCAGGACUCCUUCCCGUCCACCGCCUCGCAGGUGCUGGACUUUGACGAGAAGACCAUGCAGAAAGCCCGGAGGAGGCAGUGGGACGAGCCGCGGGUCUGCGCGCGGCGGUACCUCAAGGUGGACUUUGCAGACAUCGGCUGGAACGAAUGGGUCAUCUCCCCCAAGUCUUUUGAUGCUUACUACUGCGCGGGAGCCUGUGAGUUCCCCAUGCCCAAGAUUGUCCGCCCGUCUAACCACGCCACCAUCCAGAGCAUCGUCAGGGCCGUGGGCAUCAUCCCGGGCAUCCCAGAGCCCUGCUGCGUUCCGGACAAGAUGAACUCGCUCGGGGUCCUCUUCCUGGAUGAGAACCGGAACGUGGUUCUGAAGGUGUACCCCAACAUGUCUGUGGAGACGUGUGGCUGCCGGUAAGGCCGUUCUAGGGAAGGCAGCCUCCCCCAGCGGAGCAGCUGCAGGUGCCAGGGGAGCAGGUGCCUGCCGGAGCCUGAGGCAAUGCUGCUGGAUCCAGAAGGGUCUUGGGUCUUCACUGCCGGUGACAGCCCCCCGAAUGCUUCCCGAGUCCACAGCCUGAAGGAGUCCGGAAGCAGCCCUGGCCUGAGGGUCACCCAGCGACUCACUGUCCUCAAGGCCUGCAAACCAGGCAAACCCAGGGCAUUGGACUGUGCGUUCAUCUCAAAACUUGGGAGAACUGUGCAUAUCUAGGGGUGUUCAGCCCUCCCGUGUAGAAAGAUCCUCGCUGUAAAGGCUCAGUUUAAAACUCUUCAGGCUACAAACUGGAAUUCCACUCCAAUGCAGGCGCUUUUCUACACACAAUCUGCACAUAUAACCAACCGCUGUGGGUUUCUUCCUUAUUAUAUAUAUUUUGUUUUGAAACAAAGGGUGGGAACGGGCACCAUUCCCCACAGAACCGCUGUGGGUUUCUUCCUUAUUAUAUAUAUUUUGUUUUGAAACAAAGGGUGGGAACGGGCACCAUUCCCCACAGAACCGGGCGGGCUAGGUUGAGUUGUUUCUAUGAGUAUGGAAGUAACAUAUACAGUAAUAUGUUGGAAUACUAAAAAAUAACCAAGAUUUUAUAUUUUUGUAAAUUAUACUUUGUAUACUGUAGAUUGUGUAUGUUCUGUGUUUCUAUGGAAAGCUAAUAAACUAAAGGGGUGGUGGCAACUUGAAAAAGUCAACUGUCCCCCAUUUUCAAACACUGA
Molecule: messenger RNA, 2398 nt
Organism: Cavia porcellus (domestic guinea pig)
Lineage: Eukaryota; Metazoa; Chordata; Mammalia; Rodentia; Caviidae
Gene: Gdf10
Product: growth differentiation factor 10
Exons: 3
Coding region: 102-1610 (502 amino acids)
Biological process (GO): positive regulation of osteoblast differentiation; osteoblast differentiation
Cellular component (GO): extracellular region
Molecular function (GO): cytokine activity; growth factor activity
Source: RefSeq, a predicted model, not a curated record